CCUGUCGCGAUUCACUACGACGCCUGUCGUCGACUGUUGUCGCCAGGAUCACUCGAGGGACUCGUCGCCGCAUUCGUCGCAUUCCCCGGCCUCCCAGUCACGAACCAGCAGUCGCCGCCCAUCGUUUGGUUCCAUCAAGGAAGACGUCACAGGUACGGCCCAGACAAACAUGAGCGGAGAGGGACAGAAGAUUAUCUCGGGGAGCUAGAUCAAAGGCUAACGGCAUUUGCUGUAGGCAUUGCACAGUCGUUCGUGGAUACGGAGCCGCCCCAGCCGUCGGAGGGGAACGCUUCACCCGCUUCACCCACCGCCUCGGAGCUGGAGAUGCAGGCCCCGGAUUUCUGCUGUCCAUGCGGGGGAUUCCUGGGUUGGAAGCAGAUCCGGCUCGGGGGGAGGAGCUUGAGUCGGAGCUACAGUGACCUGCGCUUCCUCGGAAAUGCCCAGUCCAAGGGCUGGGCCUGGGAGGUCACCAAACCACGCGCGCCCCAGAAGACGGAGGAGCAAGAAGUUACGAAAGCAGGCCGUUCGUCGUUGGAGAAGCUCCCGGCAGAAGUAUUGGAUCAGGUUAUCUCGCAUCUGGCCCUCGACGUCCCGCCCAAUGGCUAUACACCUCGCAAUGUCGAUCUCAUCUCGUGCUUGCUGACCUCCAAGACGCUGCAUGCAGCGACGCUCAGUGUCCUCUACCGCAACAUCACCAUCCCCCACUCCAUCAUCUUCUCCAAAGCCCUCAACCAUAUCUCGCAGUAUCCCGCCCUGGGCACCCUGGUCCGGCGUCUGGACUUCUCUCACUUCACCUCGGUCGGCCUGGGACGCACCAAGCAGAUGAACGUGGAGAUCCAGAAUCUCACCGCAAAGACCCUGUUGAAGUGUCUGGAUCUGCUGCCGUACCUGAAGGAAUGUCUCCUGCAGGAGCACGUCGAGACGGAUAUCGAUGUGCCGGUGCUGCGGAAGUUGUUUACGGGUCUGCCCAACCUGCAGGCCGUGGAUUUCUGCGGUUGCUCCACCCAGGCCUUCUCGGCCAGCUUCGUCGAGGCGCUGAUGGAAGGUCUGCCGCCAGCUCUCCCGAUGUUGAAGCGGGUUUCGCUGCACGAAUGUAGCAGCCUGCCUGCGGUGGCCUUCGAAAUCUUGCUGCCACGCCUGGUCAAUGUCACUCAUCUGGACCUGGCCCAUACCCAGAUCACGGAGGCGGCGUUGUUUUCGAUUCCGGAUACCGCCCGCAUCACCCACCUGAACCUCUCGCGUUGCUCCCGUCUCACCGGCCCGAAGGUCGUGGAAUUCCUUACCACCCAUCCAGCCGUCCGUGAGUCGCUCGUCUAUUUGAACCUGCAGGUGGAUAUCUCCCGCUACAGACUCUUGGACGGCGACGAUGUCACGGCAUUGCUUCCCAAACUCCCGUCCACACUCCGUUCACUCAACUUGGGGGGCGCGAGGAUCUCCUCGGAACAUGUCCCGGCCCUCAUCCCACUGACCAAGCAUCUGGAGGAGCUUGGCCUGGGCGCCGCAGACCUGUCCGUUGCUGAUAUCAAUUCCUUCUUUGUUGCUCCCAAACCACCACCAGCCCCAUCCCCAGAGAAAGCCGCAGACUCUGCCCCUACCCCAGCGUUUCAGACGCCCUGGGUCCCGCCAACUUUACACUAUCUCGACCUGACCAAGGUCCCCUCAAUGACCCUGGCAGUUAUCUUCAACACCAACGCGUGCGUCCUCAUCGCUCCCCAGACCCAGCCGCUGGAGGUGCUGGAGUUUGGCGACAAGAUCAUCACGCUGCUGCGGGAGCGUACCAGCACCAAAGCCAAGAUUGGAUGGGCUGUGCGCGAGCUGGGCCGUCGGGGAUGGUUUGUGCGGGAGCCAUCUGGGAUACAUCGUGCCGCAGAUGACGGGUCUCGCUGGUGGAAGAUGGGUGCCAGAUGGUGGGGUAUGCGUAAGAUCCCCGUCGCUGUUGGCGAUGUAGGCGGCAUAUACGGACACUACAUGUUUAAAAAGUGAGUCUUGACACACACACGACUAAUGAUUCAUCUUCUGCAUCACACUCCGCUCAGCGAAUUAUUUAUAUUGGUCUAUGCAUUUCCAGAGGGGCCACUCUUGUCUUGAUACCAUUUUAUGUUACGGACGAAAUGCAUCUGCACUGCUUUACGUGUU
Paecilomyces variotii is the source of this 2136-nucleotide messenger RNA. RefSeq lists its product as hypothetical. Bases 325 to 1983 code for a protein of 552 amino acids. The transcript has 2 exons. Lineage: Eukaryota; Fungi; Ascomycota; Eurotiomycetes; Eurotiales; Thermoascaceae. The record is from RefSeq and is a predicted model, not a curated record.